Molecule: messenger RNA, 1416 nt
Organism: Wyeomyia smithii (pitcher-plant mosquito)
Lineage: Eukaryota; Metazoa; Arthropoda; Insecta; Diptera; Culicidae
Gene: Snr1
Product: SWI/SNF-related matrix-associated actin-dependent regulator of chromatin subfamily B member 1
Exons: 2
Coding region: 149-1258 (369 amino acids)
Biological process (GO): regulation of transcription by RNA polymerase II; chromatin remodeling
Cellular component (GO): nuclear chromosome; nucleus
Molecular function (GO): transcription coregulator activity
Source: RefSeq, a predicted model, not a curated record
UUUCGCCUUAGCGUACAGGCUUUGGCCUCGGGCAGGUAGGAUUGUUUUACUGCUGUAGGACGCUUUCAAAUAAUUGAUAGACAAAAUUCGCUUUGGUUUCGAUUUUGUGUAUAGAUUUUAACAAUUUAUCAAAAACACCACAUUUAAAAUGUCCCUCAAAACGUACGGCGACAAGCCGGUAAGCUUCCAAAUCGAAGAAAAUGGAGAAUAUUUCUGCAUCGGCUCAGAGGUCGGAAAUUAUCUUCGAUUGUUUCGUGGUUUGCUAUAUAAAAAGUAUCCUGGCAUGCUCCGGCGUACACUGAGUCCCGAAGAACGAAAAAAGUUGCUUGACUCUGGAAUAAGUAAUCAAUUCCUGGCGAGUUCAGUUUCUCUACUGAGAGCAAAUGAAGUUCAGGAUAUCCUCGAAGGAAACGAUGAAAAAUACAAAGCCGUGUCGGUUACAACAUCCGAGCCGCCUGCUCCACGGGAGAGCAAAUCAAGUAAAAAACAACCCCCUUGGGUUCCCACGAUGCCGAAUUCCAGCCAUUUAGAUGCUGUACCGCAGGCCACUCCAAUUAACCGGAAUCGAGUACACAACAAAAAGAUUAGAACUUUUCCCAUGUGUUUUGACGAUACAGAUCCCACGUUAAAUGUCGAGAAUGCUUCACAGACAGAAAUUCUUGUUCCCGUUCGGUUGGAUAUGGAAAUCGAAGGUCAAAAAUUACGUGAUACCUUUACGUGGAACAGAAACGAAUCAAUGAUCACUCCGGAGCAAUUUGCCGAAGUUUUAUGUGACGAUUUGGACUUAAAUCCGACACCAUUCGUGCCGGCCAUAGCUGCUGCAAUUCGGCAGCAGAUUGAAGCUUAUCCCAGCGAACCAGUAGUUUUGGAAGAGGGCUCUGACCAACGAGUUCUGGUUAAGCUCAACAUUCACGUGGGCAACACGUCUCUGGUCGAUCAAGUCGAGUGGGACAUGGCUGAGAAAGAAAACAAUCCAGAGGAUUUUGCUGUCAAACUGUGCGCUGAGUUGGGCUUGGGUGGGGAAUUUGUGACCGCUAUAUCCUACUCGAUUCGGGGUCAAUUGUCCUGGCAUCAGCGCACUUACGCGUACAGUGAAGCGCCCCUGGCAACGGUUGAAGUACCCUUUAGAGCACCGAGUGAUGCAGACCAAUGGGCACCGUUCCUGGAAACACUAACCGACGCCGAAAUGGAGAAAAAGAUCCGAGAUCAGGAUCGUAACACGCGACGAAUGCGUCGGUUGGCUAAUACCUAUACGUAAGCGGCUCGUUCCGGCAGGAGUCAUGGAUAUACUUGUAUCUUUUCUUUAAUGUGCUAGAUUAUUAGUUGAUAAGAGACGCUCAUCGUCUGUAUUGCUAUUACAAAUUAAUAAUUCAUAAAAUAUAUGUCUACUGUGGAACUGUCCAUUUAUGCACAAAA